This is a messenger RNA of Raphanus sativus (radish), 2405 nucleotides long. Its product is annotated as wall-associated receptor kinase-like 9. Gene Ontology annotation, biological process: cell surface receptor signaling pathway; protein phosphorylation. Lineage: Eukaryota; Viridiplantae; Streptophyta; Magnoliopsida; Brassicales; Brassicaceae. The record is from RefSeq and is a predicted model, not a curated record. Gene Ontology annotation, cellular component: plasma membrane. The transcript has 3 exons. Gene Ontology annotation, molecular function: protein serine/threonine kinase activity; ATP binding; calcium ion binding. Bases 1 to 2292 code for a protein of 763 amino acids.
AUGCAGAAGAAAAGAAACAUGAGGUGUGCACUACUACUCAUGACUCAUCUCGCGCUACUACUUGUCUUGAUUCUUGCUUCAGAAAAUCUCACCGCUUCGAGAUCUUCUUGUCCAAGCCACUGUGGAAACAUCUUGAUACCAUAUCCUUUUGGGAUCGGAAAGGGUUGCUACCUCAACGAAUGGUUUGCAAUUCAAUGCAACAAUUCCACUUCUGGAGAGCUUGUCCCCUAUCUACCAAUUAUUAACAAAGAAGUUGUGAAAAUCUCUCUACCGGAUGCAAAUACUCUUUUCAAAACAACCGAGUCAUAUGGGUCACUACGCGUCAAAACCAACAUAACGUCCAUGGGAUGUUCCAACAGCAGCGAUGAAACAAAGUUUGGUGAGCCUUUGAAUUUUACUGGCACCUCGUUUACCAUUAGCCGUUUCAACACCUUCCAAGCUAUUGGCUGCAACUACAAGGCCACCUUGACACAUAUUGAACCCACAGUGGUGGGAUGCAUCUCAACUUGUGAACCAAGAAAGAUAGGAGAUCAUACAAGCUGCCGUGGUAACAAAUGCUGCCAAGUAGACCCACCUAGUGAGAUCGGGCAGGUGGUCGGUAUCAACAUGGAGGAAAUCUCUAGUAACGUAACAAGAAAGAGAGGGUGUCGAGUAGCCUUCUUAACUGACGAAACUCAAGACCCACUAGCGUACCGUGAGGCCAAAGUAACUGAUCCAAAAUGGUUUUAUGAUAGGCAAUAUGCUAUACUACAACUACGGUGGGCCAUUCCGAUGACUAAUCUCUCGUUUAUUAACUCCAUGGGAUGCAAAAUGGGCUACUCCAGCUCUAGCGUUAGUCCUUGCAUAUGCAUGAAUAAUACAAACAAUCAGAUCAGCAGCGUAGGUUGUGCAUGCCACAAGGGUUACACAGGCAACCCAUAUAUUUUGGGUGGAUGUAAAGAUAUUGAUGAGUGCCAACUCGACAAGGGUAAUUAUGAAAAUUGUAGGCAACAAGGAGGCACUUGUGUGAAUACUCAAGGAAGCUACCAGUGCGUAUUCAAGAAGUACAAGACUAUGCCAGUUACUAUGGGACUAUGUGUGGGUUUUGGUGUGCUGAUGAUGGUUUUCGCUGUAGCUUUUUUCUUAUGCAAAUUUAUCAAAAAGCAAAGGAAGGUCAUUGGCAAAAGAAAGUUGUUAAGACGUAAUGGAGGGUUAUUGUUGAAACAACAGUUGACUUCAACAGAAGGCAGCAUCGAGAAGACUAGAGUAUUCACCUCGAAAGAGCUAAAGAAAGCAACUGAAAACUUCAGUUCAACUAGGGUGCUUGGAAAAGGUGGCCAUGGUACCGUGUAUAAAGGAAUGCUUGUAGAUGGUAGAAUUGUCGCUGUGAAAAAAUCUAUCGUUGUGGAUCAAGACAAGGUGGGAGAGUUUAUUAACGAGGUUGUCAUCCUAUCGCAGAUUAAUCACAGAAACAUCGUGAAACUCAUUGGUUGUUGCCUUGAGACUGAAGUGCCUCUUCUAGUCUAUGAGUUUGUUUCUAAUGGUAAUGUUUUUGAGCAUCUGCAUGGUGAGAUUGAUGAGUCCGCAAUGACUACUUGGGAGAUGCGUUUGCGUAUUGUCAUAGAUAUUGCUCGAGCACUUUCAUACCUCCACUCAUCAGCCUCAUCUCCAAUUUUUCAUAGAGAUGUCAAAUCUACAAACAUAAUGUUGGAUGAAAAGUACCAAGUUAAAGUGUCUGACUUCGGCACUUCAAGAUGGGUGACUGAUGGUCAUACCCAUCUAACAACUGUAGUUUCAGGUACAGCUGGAUAUGUGGAUCCGGAGUACUUCCUGACUAGCCAAUUCACCAACAAAAGUGAUGUGUAUAGCUUUGGGGUGGUGCUAGUGGAACUCAUCACCGGAGAAAAGCCCAUAUCCUUUGUCCGGUUUCUAAAAAGCAGAACAUUGGCAGCUUAUUUCAUUCUUGCAAUGGAAGAGAAUCGUGUUGUCGACAUUAUUGACCCUCAAAUCAGGGAUGAUUGCAAGCUAGAGCAAGUCAUGGCGGCAGCACAACUUGCAAGGAGGUGUCUGAAUCUUACUGGAAAGGAUCGACCGAGCAUGAGAGAAGUCUCGAUGGAGUUAGAGAGAAUUCGAUCACCAACUAAAGAUCUACAGUCAAAUGUUUAUAUUGUCAAAAAUAAGGCAGAGGAAGCAGAUGUUGGUGUGGAAUCAUGCAACAAAGUGGAUGUUAGUGCUCCUGAGGAGUUUCAAUACAACGUUGAUACAACUUCAACGUUAGAUGCUGAGCCGUUAUUUCUUCGUCGAACAUGGUGACCAUCACAUUUUCGAUAUCACUGGAUGCUUUCGUGAUAUUAUUAAGUAUUGUAUAAUAUAUAUCAACUAGCGACUAUCACUCUAUAAAGUUCUAAUAAAAAAAGUUCCAAUGU